This is a messenger RNA of Alosa sapidissima (American shad), 1500 nucleotides long. It is a transcript of the gene nubpl, whose product is annotated as nucleotide binding protein-like. Gene Ontology annotation, cellular component: mitochondrion. The transcript is spliced from 11 exons. Gene Ontology annotation, molecular function: 4 iron, 4 sulfur cluster binding; ATP binding; ATP-dependent FeS chaperone activity. Lineage: Eukaryota; Metazoa; Chordata; Actinopteri; Clupeiformes; Clupeidae. Gene Ontology annotation, biological process: mitochondrial respiratory chain complex I assembly; iron-sulfur cluster assembly. The record is from RefSeq and is a predicted model, not a curated record. Bases 3 to 986 code for a protein of 327 amino acids.
ACAUGGCACACUUUAAAUGUUGUAAAUUUAUGCAUAUAUUGAAAUAUAUUCCUCAGAGUAUCGAUUCGCGUGUUGCAUGUACGUUAGGACGUGUCCAGCUUCCACCAGUUUACUGUAAACAUUUGAUACGUUUCAAGACAUCAGGUGCAAAUGACAGGUUGCAGGAGAAACAGAGGCAGCACAUGGCGAGGGGGCUGCCCAAACAGAAACCCAUUGCAGGGGUGAAGAGGGUCAUCGUGGUUGCAUCAGGAAAGGGAGGCGUGGGGAAGUCUACUACAGCUGUGAAUCUGGCACUUGGACUCAUAGCCAAUGAUCCGAAUGUAUCUGUGGGUCUUUUGGAUGCAGAUGUGUAUGGCCCUUCAGUUCCUAAACUGAUGAAUUUGAAGGGGAAUCCAGAACUGACAGACAAUAAUCUUAUGAGACCUCUUGUAAAUUUUGGAGUUCCUUGCAUGUCAAUGGGCUUUCUUGUGGAGGACGUGGCGCCCAUUGUGUGGAGAGGCCUAAUGGUUAUGUCAGCCAUUGAGAAAUUACUCAGACAGGUUGACUGGGGACGUCUGGAUUACUUGGUGGUUGACAUGCCUCCUGGAACUGGAGAUGUCCAGCUUUCCAUAACACAGAACAUCCCCAUUGCAGGAGCGGUGAUCGUGUCCACACCGCAGGACAUCGCCCUGCUGGACGCCCGCAGGGGAGCCGAGAUGUUCCGCAAGGUCAACGUACCGGUCUUGGGCUUGGUGCAGAACAUGAGUGUCUUCCAGUGCCCCAAAUGCAACCACCAGACCCACAUCUUUGGAGCAGAUGGGGCAAGGGAGCUGGCCCACACUCUCGGAGUAGAAGUCCUUGGGGACAUCCCGCUACACCUGAACAUCAGAGAGACGUCUGACAGAGGCCAGCCAGUGGUGGUGUCGUCCCCAGACAGUCCCGAGGCUGAAUCUUACAAAAAAGUAGCAGCCGCAGUUGUACGGCGACUGGAGGACUCUUCCAGCUGACAGACAGCCGUGCUAUGACCAGUAUUCUGGUCAUCACCACACAAGAGGUCUUACACAUCAGUGGACACCACUCUUAUGCAGAACAUCCUCCUGUUGUCUGAUGUCUACAAUAGCCAGAACUCUCCACUAGUACAAUCUUAAAAAGCUUAUAGUAAGCUGAAAAUACACUACUUUGACUUAAAGUCGUCUAGUAUUCAUUGACAUGAUCAACAUUAUCCCUAGCCUCACAGUGUCCAGGUCAUAUUUUGGGUGGUACUGAGGAGACAGGGAAGCAGAAACCACAGUCAUGUGGGUUUCCCGUAGUGCUCGGGGCCCUGGCCAUAUCUGUCGGUCUGUUUGGUGGAAUGCACACAAGUCUGUGGAUUUAUGUGCCUGCGCUGUUGAAUGCGGAAAUCCAAUACGCACAAUGAUUUCUCCUGUGUGUUGCAAAAAAAAAAUGUUGCACACUGGGAAGCCUGUACAGGCAAAAAGUUGCUGAGUGAUUGUGAAAUUAAAAAGAAAAAUGACGCAGAAA